Messenger RNA from Staurois parvus, 700 nucleotides. The record is from the annotation of a GenBank genome assembly. Lineage: Eukaryota; Metazoa; Chordata; Amphibia; Anura; Ranidae.
GUCCGGCGACUUCUGGGACACGACAGGUUCCAGAAGGCGCCGGGCCAUUUACAAAGCGCAGCGCUUCUCGCGCAUGCGCAGUCCGCAGUCUCUGGUCGCCCCCUGUACUGUGUCCGCAGUCUCUGGUCGCCCCCUGUACUGUGUCCGCAGUCUCUGGUCGUCCCCUGUACUGUGUCCGCAGUCUCUGGUCGUCCCCUGUACUGUGUCCGCAGUCUCUGGUCGUCCCCUGUACUGUGUCCGCAGUCUCUGGUCGUCCCCUGUACUGUGUCCGCAGUCUCUGGUCGUCCCCUGUACUGUGUCCGCAGUCUCUGGUCGUCCCCUGUACUGUGUCCGCAGUCUCUGGUCGUCCCCUGUACUGUGUCCGCAGUCUCUGGUCGUCCCCUGUACUGUGUCCGCAGUCUCUGGUCGUCCCCUGUACUGUGUCCGCAGUCUCUUGUCGUCCCCUGUACUGUGUCCGCAGUCUCUUGUCGUCCCCUGUACUGUGUCCGCAGUCUCUGGUCGUCCCCUGUACUGUGUCCGCAGUCUCUGGUCGUCCCCUGUACUGUGUCCGCAGUCUCUGGUCGUCCCCUGUACUGUGUCCGCAGUCUCUGGUCAUCGCCUGUACUGUGUCCGCAGUCUCUGGUCAUCUCCUGUACUGUGUCCGCAGUCUCUGGUCAUCUGGUCAUCCUGUACUGUGUCCGCAGUCUCUGGUCAUCUCCUG